Spathaspora passalidarum NRRL Y-27907 is the source of this 791-nucleotide messenger RNA. RefSeq lists its product as uncharacterized. The record is from RefSeq and is a predicted model, not a curated record. Lineage: Eukaryota; Fungi; Ascomycota; Pichiomycetes; Serinales; Debaryomycetaceae. The transcript has a single exon. The coding region runs from base 34 to 528 and encodes 164 amino acids.
ACUUAAUAAUAGAAAAUAGUAGACAAAUAUACAAUGUACAGGGUAAAGCCAUUGUCUCGCGCUAGUCGUUCCAUAUCACAAACAUUCAAGAGAUUCAACUCGGCCCACCAUCACCAUCCUGAACCAGAAUCCAAACCAUUUGAAAUAACCAUCACCAAGAUUUUCGGUAUUGCUGCUUUGGCUGGAGGAUACCUUGUAUACAACCGUGAUUUUGACGAACCAUUAUUCCAACACGAAGUAUUUGACAAAACCAGAAGUGGUGAACGUGAUGAUUUAAGAAGUGAGAACUAUUUACAACGAUACAAGAAUGCUUUCAUUCUGGAAUACGGAAGAGACAAGGGUGGUAUAGGAAACCGUCUUUACAGACGUGCUGGGGAUUAUGUUGUCCGCGAACAAACUUUGAUUCCUUCCCAAUCUCCAUUUGCUCAAGAAUUUGGAGCUGGUAUAAAAUUGAAUGAAUUGGGUCCUAGAAGAGAAAGAUUCCCUCGUUUCGCUCCAAAAGAUACAACCUCCACCUCCAGUGAGUAGACCCACCAGGUGGUUGUUUCAUUCUGCAUCAGAUUGUGUGAAGUUGUAAAGAAGAAAGCGGCAAUUACACGCAAUUUUUAAACUCUUGAAGUUUGGUCAUCAAGAAAAUUGAAAAAUUGAAAGGCAUUAUACCUAUACGCAUGGUUAAUUAUAUCAUGAUAAAGUACCAUUCACCAUUAACAUUUCAUUAUUCAUUUUUUUUUUAGGUUGUAUUCUUUUCUAUUUAUUAUCGAUUAAUUUAAGCAAUAUAUUUUUUUGAUAUA